Messenger RNA from Sphaeroforma arctica JP610, 5123 nucleotides. RefSeq lists its product as hypothetical. The transcript is spliced from 14 exons. The annotation marks the transcript as partial. Lineage: Eukaryota; Ichthyosporea; Ichthyophonida. The record is from RefSeq and is a predicted model, not a curated record.
GCAGAGCUUAUCGUCUGCUGCGGUCGUAAAGACCUACAUGUAGUGUAUCCGCCGUCGUAAGUAUUUUAUGUAUGCUUGAGCUAUAAACAGAUAUUUCUAAGCACGGAACAAAUUAAGUAGUGUGUAGGAUACCUAGUAUAUCUCGUGUGAGAAUCAUGUGGCGAGUAUUGUCUCACGCACUAGGUACUAGUGCCGUAGCGCUCACCCAGGAUCACGCACGUACGCUACUAGAAAGAGCAGCGCAUCAUGUACAAUCCAUAGUGGAUGCUGUAGCACAGGGAAAGGUAAUCUUUUCCAUACAUGCCGAUGUGUUGUGCUUGUGCCUUAUACUAGAGCGAUUGCUGGAAGACGGGGUGAAGGGGAAUUCACUGUGGUUUGCGUAUAAUACCCAAGAGCACACUCGUAAGGAGGAAUUGGAUGUGAUUAUUUCACAUCCCUUUACACGUACACCCAAGGGAAAGUGGCGUGCGUGGCUUGUAUCUCAAUUAGAGGAAUGCAUGCUGUACGUCAGCUUAUAUAUGAUUCUGUCGGACAAGGCGAAGCUCAAGAGUCUGUACGAAACCUUGUCGGUAAUCAGAGUUCCGAGCAUCGCAGAUGAACUGCUUAGCAUCGCAGAGAGACUGGAUAAUGUCGCGGUCAACUUGGCUGGGUUCACAACUAUUGAAUUCGAUACUCUACACGAGAAAUUAGCUGACAAAAUCCAGCUAGAUCCACCACCCGUUCCCGAGUCAUUGGCGCCUGAAGUGGGCAUGGAUCAUCCCGAUAUGAUAUCUUGGAUGAAGCAGAUGCAAAAACCAAAAACACUGAUUCCAAAACAAGAAGAAAGGUCCGUCGAUCCGCGCGCGGUACGAGACAAAACAGAGGUAGGUAUAUUCAAUGCUAGCACCAACGGUGCCACAACCCCAAUGCCUGCUGCACAGGAGUCUAUACUCGCGUACUCAGAUCCAAGAGAAGCGGCUGCCAAUAAUGCGAAGGUGAAUAACACACAAGCUAAACCGGCAGUAAACAGCGUGGAGCAUUCCGUGGCGAAGUUCGCUGCCCCGGUAGGUUUGCGCGAGGUUGAGACAGGAACCGUUGGAAAUACCGUAGAAGGAGCGAGUGUUGAUGUAGUAAACAAAACUCUCCUGGAGACCGCUACAGACACUCCUUCGGCGGUUAUAAGCGCGGUAGAUACUCCAUCGGUUGUUGUGAGCGUGGAUGGUGUAGAUGCGGACAAAGUUCAGCUGCAAUCAACUCAGAUUGAAGCGAAUGAACCAAACUCCGUUGAUGAAGCGAAUCAAGUACAGGAGGAACCGAAAUUAUCAGAGGACGUAGAUGAAGUGAAACCAGCAAAGUACACAGCACCAGUUCGGCAAUCAUGGGUACCCAAAGGGCGCGCGAAAAGCCGUACGGAAACCAGUGCUCGAGCAGGCGAUGGCGCCGACUCCGGGGCAAAGUCUAAACGUAAACCCAAGAGUAAACGUAAGAGUAAAGCGAAGAAUAGCGCGAACGAUAUUGCUGUGGAUGGAGAAAGUGCUCAUAUGCAAAUGGGCAGUCUGGGUACUCCGGUGGAUAGCCUGGAGGCUGAGGCGACCCUCGAUGCGAAUGAAAGCUCGAGUGGGAGUAGAGAUCCACGCCUACUGGCAGAUCCAAGUACGGCUGCGAGAGCCGGCAAGGGCGGGUCUACGUCAGUGUCCGGUAGUGGGAAAAAGACUGGAAGACGGAGACGCACACCGGAAAUCUCGGCUCCUCCAGUGCCUUUGUUUAGGCUUGACACGGAAAUGACCUGUGAUGGUGAAAUCCAGAUGACACCAGAAGCCACGGCUGGCGAGACAGUAUCCGUAGCGGAUCAAGUCCAGGGAAAGGAGGAUGCACCAAUUAUCACAGAAACCGGUCAGCAAACCAUUAAAGCCAAUGGUGAGAUCGAAAUCGAGCACCAACAAGGAUUGGAAGCUGGUGAAGACGGCGGUAAAUUGGUAGAUGUAGCGAGUGAGGCCACUAGUAGCUGUCUCAAACGAGCCGAUUCUGCACGGGUGGCUCCGAGUACGAAGGUGGGGCAGAUUAUCCGGAGGUACGAGAGUUUAACAGGCUUGGAGAAGGACAUGACCCAAUUUCAGGUGCCUACUCAGGGCAAAGACGACAAGGUAUGGAACGGUGCCAACGACAACACGAACUCGAACAACGCAGCACAAAGAACUCGUCAGGGAAGUCGUGGGCGCGCAGUGAACAGCCCUGAUUCACACCUGGUAGGAGAGAGUGGGGGUUCAUCACAAGACACACCCGAUGCGGCGGAAGCAGUGGUACGUGGAGGUAGUGGAAGUACAAGUAUAGGGGAGAAGGUCAUGUCAAGCAACAGUCAUGGUUCAAUGUCGCCUGGCGAGCAACAUGAUACAGCCGCCUUGGGCGUUGUGAAUCCGGAUAGUGUUCUCGAGCGAGCUGGCGAUGCAGACAAUUCGCAUGAAACCGCAAUAAGUAGUGGGGUGUCUGUGUCGGAAGGGGCUGCGAUAGGAGACGACCAGUCGGAAUCAAUGGAUGAGACUCACGCCGGCGGAUUGGUUGGGAAACCACUGCCACAUACAUCGAAUGUAGUAGACACCUUCCAUGCAUCCUCCCCACGUGUACAUAGUGACAAUGACUCGAGAAAUAGUGUGUCGGAAAGCGUUGGAGAUGAGCACAGGAACAAAUCAUCCGAGCGGCACACUGCGCCAAUACGUAUAGUGCAGACCGCUAGUCAGCCGGACAACGCGGAGGUAGAGGUGGACAUGUCUUAUGGUAAGGCAGUGGGGCGACGCGUGCUGUCUACUCGCUUGCACUCGCUGUAUGCCUUCCCCAAACGACUACGAGGCAAUGGCCUACAAGCUGCUGCUGGGACAGACAGGGGAGAAAGGGCUGAACUGGCUAGGGCUCGCUCUACUGGUAUUCCCGAGGGUGAUCGCAACAUCCCAGCGACACCACAGGCAUCGGCAACCGCUUGUGAAACGUCUGCGUCAACUGCGUCUACCACAGACACCUCUGCACAUGUGCACUCAGGCAAUACCUUGAACGAAGACCUGAGUGAUAUGAUGGCAAACAAAGCAAGUAUCACCAAAAAGAAGAAGCGUAUUGUAUCGGAGUCUGGCAGUACAUCGAGUUCGUCUCGACCGAACAGACCGAGGACACUACCGGGAGAGGUGGUUAUAGACGCGGACCUGCACCUGUUACUAACACUGUGUGCCCUGCACUCGGGCACUGAUGAAGACGGCCAUAGCGCUGGUCCAAAGCAGAAAGGCUCAGGCAGUAAUCAGAAGCAGUUCCGAAAUUCCAAAAACGUCCCAAAAGAAAUCCCUUGCCGACUCAUGCGGUGUUGGCAACUGCGCGAUAAUCCCAGAAGAACGCCCAUCCGCACGCAACACGACCCUUCGCACACACAACGGGACAAAGAGAACGUUCAAAAGACAAACAUGCGCCCAGUAUACUUCCUGGUCACGACUGCUAGGAUAUGUCUUCUGUCACGUUUACCUACUGAGCUGGACGUGGACUGGGUCACCACCCAUCCGGAACUGGUCAUGGCAGAGUGGUCCAUCAGCAGGAUUAAGACUGUGCGAAGGGGACUUUUUGGUCAGAUGCUGAACGUAGGGUUCAACGAGGCUCCAUCAGCUGACCGGAACACAUCUACACGAGAAGCUGAUCUCGUCCUGCAAUUUGGCGAUCCCUCGGCCACUAUGGCAGUCGGUGUGGAUCUGAAAGUCAUCCUAGCCACCCACGCAGCAGCUACCAUGUUUGAGAUCCACAAUUCCGAGGCCAGUCAUCCAGACACACGCCCUAUGCGAGUGCAGCCGGUUGUUGAUUUGAACUGCGCCGAUAGUGUGCUGAGAGCGGCUCUAGAAGACAUCUGUAGAGACGAGCCGGCGCUGGUGACUGAUACGGAAGCUCUGCCAUCCAACAUGGAGCCAGACACAUCCAUCCACGGACUCCAGGUGUAUCUCAAGAGCCAAUGGGCUGAGAUUACUCCACCCACGGCUACCGAGAGCCGCACACCACUCUGUGGAGAGCAAUGCACCUGUGAUCCGGCGGAAGAGAACGGUACACCGGUUACAGUGCUGGAGGGAAGCGUAGAUGACAGGCCGACAGCUACGUUUCAGAGGCACAGCUCGAGAGACAAGCGGGCCAGCACGAGGGAGAACAGACCCGACGAACCGUUAAAUCCCGAGCAAGCCGAGGCGCAGGCAUCCGAAGAUAUGCAUAGGCAGGCAUUCACUCUACUGUCUAUAGACAACUGCAGAUUGUCAGCGCUACAGUCCGAGCACAUUCCCUGGUACAAAGGACCCGUACAAUACCGGGGCAGUCGGUUUAAGGUUGCAACAUGGAAGGAGAUCGGUGUGUGCGUGUACAAGAAUGGCGAGCUGCAACGUUCAGAGCAUGUGGACGGACAUAUGACCGCAGCCCGAUAUUCAAAGACUAUUCAAAGUGUACGCUAUCCUCCUGGCCAGUGGAUCAGCGGAGGGCGAUGUGAAUUCGAGGUAGUCUUCACUGAUAUGACAUCCCAUAUAUUUGCCGUCAGCUCUGGCUACGAAGCACGAAGGUGGAUCGCAGCGGCCCUACUCUCCGCAAACGAUCCCUCCGUACCACCACAGCCGGUGCGUCGGAUGGAUACCAGCCCCAUGCCCAUCUCCAAGAACCCGAACCUCAAACCAGCUUCAAACCAUUCGAACAACUCCUCGCACGAAUCGUACGGCACCCAAAUGAGCUAUGUCCAUGUGCCCUCGAAUGCCUAUACAUCGCAUAUGAGGUCCCCAUCACCUUCCCCGGUGCCUAGUCCGAGUGCAGUUCGGAACACGCGAGCGAGGGAUAAGCCACGCAUGGUAUUCAUCUGUGAUGGACCGUGCAGGCUGUUUAUACAUGAGAUAUCAACCAGCAAUACCACAGCGAAAGUGACCGGCCAGGUAUGCCACUUCUUCCUCUACGACCUGAUGCUGGUCGUCACCUACAACACGACCAAGUUCACCACUACCGUCCCCUCGGUGGGCGAAAAUGAGAUUCAGUGUGCACUGAUGCUUGACGAGUUAUUCCUCAGCUCAGAUAGUGCCGAUACCUUCUUGUUGACACAUCGAGAUCAGUGCGUGAGCGUCCGCUUGCCCCUGCGAUUGGAGGCGUCUAAGAGCAAG